AUGCAUGUCCCACACCCUGGCUGUUGGCACAAAACUGUCUUCUACUACAGUGAACUGUUCCAAGAUCCAGCCUCUACAGAAGCACCAUUGGAGCACUUCAAUUACCUAACUCUAACUAGACCCGACAUCAGCUUUACUGUCAAUAAGCUGAGUCAGUUUUUACAAGCACCAACGGAACUUCAAUGGCAAGCUUGUAAGAGAGUUUUAAGGUAUAUCAAAGGUACACAGUAUCAUGGGUUGCAGUUCAGACCAGCUGCAUCUUUGAAUGUUGAAUGUUAUGCUGAUGCAGAUUGGGGCAGCAAUUUAGAUGAUCGACGGUCCACAAGUGGGUACUGUGUUUAUCUAGGUCCUAAUCUUAUCCAAUGGAGUUCUCGAAAACAGAGAGUUGUUGCUCUUUCUUCAACAGAGGCUGAAUAUAGAGCCUUAGCACACACAGCUACUGAAAUAGCUUGGUUGCAAAUAAUUUGGUGUGUUAAUGUCAGUGCUGGUGCUCUUGCUGCAAAUCCUGUUUUUCACUCAAGGACCAAGCAUAUUGAGAUUGAUAUCAUUACAUCAGGGAUCAGUUCUCUCUCUGGUAUGUUAGCAGUUUUUGGAGCUGUUAAGUGUAGUUCUCUGCUGUUUGGAGCUGAUAAAGUGCAGUUCUCUGCUGGAGUGUAUGAAAAUGCAAUGCAGUUUUGA
Pistacia vera is the source of this 678-nucleotide messenger RNA. RefSeq names its product secreted RxLR effector protein 161-like. Lineage: Eukaryota; Viridiplantae; Streptophyta; Magnoliopsida; Sapindales; Anacardiaceae. Bases 1 to 678 code for a protein of 225 amino acids. The transcript is spliced from 4 exons. The record is from RefSeq and is a predicted model, not a curated record.